GAAAAUGCCCAACUUCUUUCCAAGAUAGGAGUGCAGAGUUUCGCAUUUGAUCUUCAAGUGCUUUGCAAGACUUCAGCACUUCCGUUCCGGGUUUCGAUCAAGAAGCUGUUUGACACGCUUUCGAAGAGCAGGAUCCUUGAAGACACUGGGAUGGUCACUUCUGGGUCGAUCCUGAGUUGUACCAAGUUCCUUGUAGUUCCAGAGACAAUUGAAGCACUGCUGAAAGCAGACAUCCAUGUUUGGGUACUCACAGGGGACAAGCAAGAGACUGCCAUUAAUAUUGGCUACUCGUGUCACCUUCUCACCCGUUCCAUGGCCUUGCUUAUCAUCGACGAAGAUAGUCUUGAUGCCACAAGGGAAGUUGUGAGUCGACAUGUGAAUGACUUUGGGGACCAGCUUCGCAAAGACAAUGACUGUGCCCUCAUUGUGAAUGGCAAGACCUUAAAGUAUGCUUUGAGUGCUGAGAUGAGGAAGGAUUUCAUGGACCUCUGCAUUUCCUGCAAGUCAGUGAUCUGCUGUCGUGUCUCCCCCAUGCAAAAAGCUGAGAUAGUGGAGUUGGUGGGAUUGGAAACAAAAUCCGUUACAUUGGCUAUAGGCGAUGGAGCCAAUGAUGUUGCUAUGAUCCAAAAGGCACAUGUUGGAAUUGGGAUUGCUGGCCAGGAAGGGAUGCAGGCUGUUUGUGCAUCUGAUUAUGCCAUUGCACAAUUCCGCUUCCUUCGUAAACUCCUGUUUGUUCAUGGAGCUUGGUGCUAUCAUCGGAUGUGUAAACUCAUCCUGUACUCCUUCUACAAGAAUAUAUGCCUCUAUGUCAUUGAGCUAUGGUUCGCAAUACAGAGUGCUUGGUCUGGGCAGACUCUCUUUGAUCGCUGGUGCAUUGGGUUCUACAAUGUUCUUUUCACUGCCACUCCUCCAUUUGCCUUGGGACUGUUUGACCGAUUCUGCAGUGCUGAAACAAUGCUACGUUUCCCUGCUCUGUACAAAAUGUCUCAAGAGUCUCAAAUGUUCAAUGUGAGAGUGUUCUGGUUCUGGGUGGUGAAUGCACUCAUGCAUUCCAUCAUCCUUUAUUACUUGCCUGCUGGAGCCAUGAAACAAGAUGUUGCUUGGGGAAAUGGACGAGAUGGAGGCUACCUCAUGGUUGGAAACAUGGUUUAUACAUAUGUGGUGGUUACUGUUUGCCUGAAGGCAGGAUUGGAGACUAAUGCUUGGACUGUUUUCACUCAUCUUGCUAUCUGGGGCUCGAUAGCAUCUUGGUUCUUUUUCUUCACGUUAUACGCCAACUUUUGGCCAACCUUACGUUUUGCAGCAGAAAUGGCCGGGAUGCAUGGGAUGUUGUAUCGCUCCAUGCUCUUCUGGGUGGGCCUAAUCAUCUUUCCCUUUAUAGCACUUCUCCCAGACAUUGCCUACACUGCGAUCAAGAACACAGUUUGGAAGUCCUUGGCGGAAGCUGUUCGGGAAAGUGAGAUCCAGAAAGGGGAUCCUGGGAAUGUCCUUCUGAAGUCUACCAGCAAAAAGUUAUCCGAGACGGCUAGGCUGUUGAAGAAUGUGAAGAAUGUAUUCCGACGCACAGCCAUGCGAGCUAACCUUGAAGUGGAAUUGAGCCCGGAGAAGCCCAGCCUAGCUCAAACUAUUUCCUCCAUCCUGAGUGACGGCAGAUCUACCAGCAGAAGAGGCUUCAACGGGGCAUGUUCCAUUCACGAAUGGACUGGAGAUUUCCAAGGAAAGGGAACGAAAUUCAGAAUGACGUCCGUUUGUGGUCAUGUCAUGACCCUGGAUUUCAUCGGGAAAUAUAACAACUGGGAUAGAGUUGAUCCUGCAGAACUAUUCAGUUGCCCUACAGAGAAGAAAGAAGCUACCCCAAAACUCCAGAUGGUGAAGUAUCUCUCACAGGAAGCACGUGGAAGUGACUACUUAAUUCUCUGGCUAGACUGUGACAAAGAAGGAGAGAACAUCUGCUUUGAAGUCAUCACUGCUACUCAUUCUGUUAUGAAUAUUUCCAGGGAAAGAAGUCAGUGCAUAUUUCGGGCACACUUUUCUGCGUUGACGGACAAGGACAUCAAAGCAGCCUUCCAGAAUCUUGGGGAACCAAAUGAGAAUGAAGCCAGGAGUGUGGACGCAAGACAAGAAUUAGACCUCCGAAUUGGAUGUGCAUUUACUCGCUUUCAGACCAAAUACUUCCAUGGCAAAUAUGGAAAUCUCGACUCCUCUCUAAUCUCCUUUGGGCCCUGUCAAACUCCAACAUUGGGAUUCUGUGUUCAGAGGCACGACAGCAUUCAGUCCUUCAAGCCAGAACCAUAUUGGAUGGUCAAAGUAACAGUAGAAGGGAAUGAGGGCGCUCAGUCUCUCACACUGGACUGGAUGCGAGUGCGAUGUUUUGACAAGGAAGUGGCCAUGAUGUUCCUUCAUUGUGUAAAGCAAAGCAAGUCAGCCAAGGUGACAUCAAUCACACGGAAGGAAAAGAGCAAAGCAAGGCCAAUAGCAUUAAAUACAGUGGAGUUGAUGCGUGUUGCCAGUUCUGGUCUUGGGAUGGGACCCCAUCAAGCCAUGCAGAUUGCAGAACGACUUUACACACAAGGUUACAUCUCCUAUCCUCGGACAGAGACUACUCAGUACCCAGCCAAUUUUGACCUCAUGGGGACAUUAAAAGUACUGGAAAGAGGAAGUGAUUGGUGUGAAGCAGUGAGGGAUCUCCUGAAACAAGGAAUGACAAAACCACGGAAAGGAUCUGAUGCUGGGGAUCAUCCUCCAAUCACCCCAAUGAAACUAGCAUCUAAAGUUGAUCUGGAAACAGAUGCAUGGAGACUCUAUUCAUAUGUCGUUCAGCAUUUCAUUGGCACUGUGAGCUGUGAUUGUCGAUAUUUGAGCACAGUGGUGGAAUUUGACAUCAAUGGAGAGGGUUUCACAUGUACUGGAAAGAAACUCAUAGAUCCAGGAUUUACAAGUGUCAUGACCUGGCAAGGACUUGGACCAGAUGAGAUACUUCCUGAUUUUCAACAAGGACAGCUCCUCUCAAUUGAAGAUGUGAAGCUGGUGGAAAGUGAAACAAAACCCCCAGAUUAUCUCACAGAAGCUGAAUUGAUCUCCUUGAUGGAGAAGCAUGGCAUUGGGACAGAUGCAUCCAUUCCUGUCCAUAUCAACAAUAUCUGCCAGAGGAAUUUUGUGACAGUGAGCAGUGGGAGACGUCUCAUUCCAACUUCUCUAGGCAUUGUGCUUGUUCAUGGCUACCAGAAGAUUGAUGGGGAUCUGGUGCUUCCAACCAUGCGUGCUGCAGUGGAAAAGCAGCUUAACCUCAUAGCUCAUGGACAAGCUGAUUUGUCAGCUGUUCUUGAUCACAACAUUGAGGUCUUCAAACAGAAAUUCCAUUAUUUUGUAAAGAACAUUGAUGCCAUGGAUUCUUUGUUUGAAGUCUCAUUUUCUCCCUUGGCAGACAGUGGGAAGCCUCUUUCCAGGUGUGGGAAGUGUCGUCGGUACAUGAAGUAUGUGAGUACCAAGCCAUGUCGUCUCCAUUGCUCCCAAUGUGAUGAGACUUAUGGGCUCCCUCAGAAUGGCACCAUAAGAUUGUAUCGAGAACUUAAGUGUCCUCUAGAUGAAUUUGAACUCCUUACUUGGUCUGCAGGUGUCAAGGGCAAGAGCUUUGUCUUCUGUCCCUACUGCUAUAACUAUCCCCCCUUCAAAGACAUGAAGAAGGCAAGUGGAUGUAAUAUGUGCACUCAUCCCACUUGUCCAUACAGUCUCAAUGCCAAUGGAGUAUCCAGUUGCAUGGAAUGCCCUCAAGGGAUACUUGUUCUUGACCCUGCAUCUGGACCCAAGUGGAAACUCACUUGCAAUAGAUGUGAUGUAAUCAUUCAUGCUUUUGAAGAUGCCAUAAAAGUGAAUGUACUUGAAGACACUUGUGAUGACUGUCAAUCUCAGCGAGUCACUGUGGAAUACAAGCCUGAGAAGACAAAGCUUGGAGAUGGAUCAACAGAAAGCACAGGAUGCAUAUACUGCUCAGAGAUGUUAUCUGCCCUUGUGGAGAAGCAUCAUGCUAUGGUACGUAGGCAAGGAAGCUCCAAUACUCGGAGCCAAGGACGAGGAAGGGGUCGUGGACGAGGUGGCCGUGCUCGUCGUGGCAAACCUCGACCCAAGCCAAAGGACAAAAUGGCACAAUUGGCUGCUUAUUUCGUCUAGGUGAAGUUAUGUGCAUCAUGAGUAUGAUUAAAAAUAAAUAAAGGCACAGGCUUACAUGACAUGUAGAA
Molecule: messenger RNA, 4235 nt
Organism: Darwinula stevensoni
Lineage: Eukaryota; Metazoa; Arthropoda; Ostracoda; Podocopida; Darwinulidae
Source: the annotation of a GenBank genome assembly